Gracilinanus agilis (Agile Gracile Mouse Opossum) is the source of this 975-nucleotide messenger RNA. Its product is annotated as olfactory receptor 4K13-like. The record is from RefSeq and is a predicted model, not a curated record. Gene Ontology annotation, cellular component: membrane. The annotation marks the transcript as partial. Gene Ontology annotation, molecular function: G protein-coupled receptor activity; olfactory receptor activity. Gene Ontology annotation, biological process: G protein-coupled receptor signaling pathway. The transcript has a single exon. NCBI's taxonomy places the organism in Eukaryota, Metazoa, Chordata, Mammalia, Didelphimorphia, Didelphidae.
AGAACUUCUGGAUGCUUGAAAUAUAUCAAAUCGGUGAAGAUGAAGAAUACCUCUGUGCUAAAUGAGUUUAUUUUGUUAGGACUCACCAAUUUGUGGGAGCUUGAGAUUUUAUUUUUUGUCAUAUUCUCUCUGGCUUAUGUGUCAAUCAUGGCUGGAAACAGUCUCAUUAUAAUGAUGGUGAUUUUUGAUUCUCACUUGCGCUCCACCCCCAUGUACUUCCUCCUAGCCAACCUCUCUUUUCUCGACAUGACCCUUUCCACUGUUACUGUCCCCAAGAUGAUCACAGACUUCUUCAGGGACAGGAAAACCAUCUCAUUAUGGGGUUGUAUGGCACAGAUGUUUUUAGUUCAUCUGUUAGGAGGCAGUGAGAUGAGUCUACUUGUAGUGAUGGCUGUUGAUCGUUAUGUUGCAAUUUGUAAACCCCUCCACUAUACAACAAUUAUGAAUCAUCGAAUCUUGUUAGGAAGUGUGUUUAUUUCAUGGGUCAUUGGCUUUGUGCACACUAUGAGCCAAAUGGCCUUUGUAGUGACCCUGCCUUUCUGUGGUCCCAAUGUGAUUGAUGAUGUUUUUUGUGAUCUUCCCUUGGUGAUGAGCCUUGCCUGCACUGAUACCUAUAUCUUGGACCUUCUUGUGAUUGCUGAUAGUGGGCUGCUCUCACUGCUCUGCUUCCUCCUCUUACUUGUCUCCUAUGUUGUCAUUCUGCUUACCGUCCACCGUCGCUCCUCUGGUGGGCUCUCUAAGGCUCUAUCCACAUUGUCUGCACACAUCACUGUGGUAACUCUCUUCUUUGGACCACUUAUCUUAAUCUAUGCUUGGCCAGUUAGUAGCUAUGCAUUGGACAAAUUUCUCUCAGUGUUUUUCUCUGUUGUCACUCCCCUCCUUAAUCCAAUUAUCUACAGUUUAAGGAAUCAGGAGAUGAAGGCAGCCAUGGUUAGACUGAGGAGUCGGCACAUCAGUUCUGGGCCUUUACUCUAG